AUGGCUGCUUCCAUAUCAGCAUUAUUAAAACCUUGGACACCAAGUGUGUUCCUGGUAAGAUGGAGCAGAUACAACCCUUAUUACCUGGAGCCUGAGGUCAGGAAGGAGGCAUACAGCCAACCAGAGUCCGAGUUGAGUGCUGAGGAGAAGGAGGAGCGUGAGCUCAAAGCCCUCCGGCCCAUCAAAGCUGCCACCAGCGGAGUCAGCAGCUCUGUUUUUUAUGACCCGGUUGUCAGUAAAUUUGUCAACAUGAUAAUGAAGGAUGGAAACAAAGUUUUGGCCAGAGAGAUCGUGACACUGACCCUGGAGAACAUAAAGAAGAAACAGGUGGAGAAAUACCACAAAGCUUCAGAGGGGAAGAAAGAAGAGAUCGAGUGUAAUCCCUACACCAUCUUUCACCAGGCUCUGGAGAACUGUAAACCAGUUGUUGGGCUAGCUAGUAUCCAAAAAGGUGGAAAAUAUUACCAGGUUCCCAUCCCACUGACAGACAACAGACGCCGCUACCUUGCUAUGAAGUGGAUGAUCACAGAAUGUAGGGACAAUAAGCAUCGACGCACGCACAUGUAUGAAAAACUCUCCCAGGAACUGUUGGCCGCCUUUGAAAAAGAGGGCAAUGUUAUCAAGAAGAAGCAUGAAAUGCACAAGAUGGCCGAAGCUAACAGAGCCUAUGCACACUACCGCUGGUGGUAA
Messenger RNA from Menidia menidia (Atlantic silverside), 690 nucleotides. NCBI's taxonomy places the organism in Eukaryota, Metazoa, Chordata, Actinopteri, Atheriniformes, Atherinopsidae. The record is from the annotation of a GenBank genome assembly.